AUGCAAGCACCAGGUCCCUCGAGAUCUAUGCAACGGCGUUCACCAGGUGCCGAGCCUGGCCCGCCUCCUCAUAUACCAGCGCGAUCAAUGUCUCCAGCUGUGGGAAUGGCCGGUCCCGUCCAAAGUCGCUCCUCGACAGCCUCGAAUCGAUCUGCAGGAAGCAGUGGUGGUGGCAGCUCCAGGAGAGCAAACGCCUCGAGUGGCUCUGGAUCCAACAUGCCUUUGUCUCAGAUCGAAAAAAGUGUCACCCACCUACUUGUUGCCACGAAACAACUCCUCGAGACCCUCACGCAAUGGUCUCGUGGGCAGGCGACGGAUACGCAGGUAUCCGAUGUCUAUGUGCGGCUGGGAUAUGAAUUCAACAUGGCGUGCCGGGCGUUUACUGCUAUCAACGUCGACACUUCAGAUCUCGGCAAUGUCCCAGAGCUGUUGCGGAAUAUCCUGGAAGCGACUCUCAGCCAGGAAGCCAGCGUCGAAAGUCUCGAGAAGUACUUGCCGCGGAUACGUGACAUCAUCAUCAACCUCCUUCACGGCUUGAAGCGCAAACAGCAAAAACUGAGGCAGAAGCAGUCACGGGAAAGGGAGAAUGGAAUACCUAGUGAAGCCAGUGUAGGCCGCACGACCAGCACUAGUACGGUUGGAAGUGGGAACUCUGGACUAACUUCUCUAUUGAACGAGGGACUUGAGAACGGAUACAGGCCGGAGACGCAGCGAGAAGAGCCGGCGAGCAGACUCAACUCAUCUCCUAGUCGGCGAUUUGCGGCACAACGCGACCAGUCACAGGCCUCAAUCACCUCUGAGCAGUCGACAUUGUCCAGCAGUACUAUGCAGAAUAUCCCCGUUCUUCCACCAUAUCCUAGCGACGAACCCAGCAUAGCCUCUGGGCCUCCGGCGAAUGAUCUAAGUAUCGACUCUUUCCCUCCACCACCACCGCCACCCAAAUCCUCCCAGAGCGCUCUAGCAGCUCUUCAACGGGGGGGAGAGCUGGAGAGGAGGGCUUCGCGAAGAUACUCACAGUAUCAGAUUUCGAAACAUCUCGGCAGUGGUGCCAAUGGAGUUCCUAUUCUCCCUCCUCAGAAUACUCCGAUUCCCAACCGAGGCCGUGGGGAAGUGAGGGAAUCCAUGCGGGCUGUACAAAUCCGUGAUAAUCUCAAACAUAACCGUAAUGAGUCGAGCCAGUCGCUGGCAGGCGGUGCCGACUCCUCACCAGUCAGAGCACCGAGUCGAGUAUCGGAGGAAAAGGAGGCCGUGACUUCAGAUGUCAUCGACAGUCCUACUGCGCAAACGCCUGAUGACAAAUACCCCCAACCGAGCGCAACACUGAACGGCCCACCGCCUGAUGUCUUGCCUAUGGUUGGCGAUUUUGGUGAGAUUAACGGCACACCCGUCAAAUCUUCAGAAACGAAAUCAGUGGUGCCUUUGGUGGAGCCAACACCGACCAAGAGCCAUCCGGUAGAUUCAGAACCAGGGGCUGCCCCAUCCACGAAAGAACUCACUCUCUUCCUCCAGUAUAAGUCGAAGGUCAAGAAGUUUGUGUUGGCUGAAGGCUACAGUGAACUCACCAUCGGUCGACUUCAGCUUGCAUUUAUCGAAAAGUUCUCGUGGAACACCCAACAGAAUGGCGUGGACCUGCCUGAGAUCUAUAUUCAGGACCCGAUAUCUGGUGUACGGCAUGAGCUCGAGGAUCUAUCAGAUAUCAAAGAUCGUACCGUUCUGGUCCUCAACAUUGAGCCUCUGGACGAAGUCAAACGGCACAUCGAUGAAGGUCUUGGGUCUAUCAAGAAGAUGAUGCAGGAGGUCAAACAAAACGUUGAUGAUCAGGGUGCAGCCCUUCAACGAGUGUCGGACAGGCAGCAGGAGGCAGCGAAGGACAUGGCGCGCAUCGCCGCGGCACCUCCACCGCCCAUGACACCCCCUGCAGACUCCCCAAGGAAUGCAGCCGCGGCUGUGUCUGGGCGUAAACUUAAUCCCAGCCAUGUGUCUGAGCUUCACAGCCUGCGCCGUGAUCUCGCAGUCCUGCGGCAGACCUACUCGAACUUCCAGUCGGAGGUGCAAGGCUCAAUGACAGCACUCCGGAACAAGGCCAACAACGUUAAAGUUGCUGCUGCGAAAGCAUCUGUGCCCGAUGUCGACGGGGACUCGGGUCAGGCAUAUGUCAACAGUGGCCGCAAGCAGCUCAACACCGACUCGGACCGGCUUGUCACCAAGGUCGACGAUCUCCAGGACCUUGUGGAGGAUCUGCGCAAGGACGUUGUUAUGCGUGGUGUCCGACCCUUGCCACGCCAACUUGAGACUGUGACCAAGGAUAUUACGACUCUGACCAAGGAGCUCAAGAAGAUGGAGGACUACAUGAAGCGCGAGAAGCCCGUCUGGACCAAGAUUUGGGAGAAGGAGCUGGAGGACGUCUGCCAAGGCAGGGACGAGCUGAGACUCAUGGAAGACCUGAUGGUCGACCUGCGUGACGACCUCGAGAAGGCAUCCGAAACAUUUGCGCUGGUCGAGCAGGCUACAAAGGAGCAGAUGAAAGAUGUCGGCACGGGCGCUGCUGCAGCUCCCGCCCGCGCCUUUUCCAAGGGCUUGAACAGGAUCGGAGACAAUGUCGGCGUCGAUCCGAGCACCGCCAAGGAAGGCGUCCUCGGCGAGGUGCGGGCUCUGCAGCCCAACCACGAGGACCGCCUGGAAGCUAUCGAGCGGGCCGAGAAGCUGAGGCAGAAGGAGCUGGAGAGCCGGCGCGUGAACCCUCUCAUGAAGGAACUGACCGACUUCGUCGGCGAGGGCAAGCUGAAGAAGUCUGGCGGAUUCGAAGAGGUGGAACGCGCACGCAAGGCCAAGGACGACCGGAUCAGGCGCGAGGUUUGGGAGAGGCAGAACGGUAUCAUCCCGGAGGACCCGGUGGGCGAGGACGCGGCGGAUCAGCCGCAGGAGGAAGCGGCCGCGCCUGCGAGCGAGUGA
This is a messenger RNA of Thyridium curvatum, 2952 nucleotides long. RefSeq lists its product as uncharacterized. The record is from RefSeq and is a predicted model, not a curated record. Gene Ontology annotation, biological process: establishment of cell polarity. The coding region runs from base 1 to 2952 and encodes 983 amino acids. The transcript has 2 exons. Gene Ontology annotation, cellular component: cell tip; cytoplasm. NCBI's taxonomy places the organism in Eukaryota, Fungi, Ascomycota, Sordariomycetes, Thyridiales, Thyridiaceae. Gene Ontology annotation, molecular function: cytoskeletal regulatory protein binding.